Messenger RNA from Schistosoma intercalatum, 1717 nucleotides. NCBI's taxonomy places the organism in Eukaryota, Metazoa, Platyhelminthes, Trematoda, Strigeidida, Schistosomatidae. The record is from the annotation of a GenBank genome assembly.
AGUAUUCAAAUUCAAUGGAUUCGAAAUUCAAAUUAAUGGAUGAUGAUAAAGAAAAUAACAAUGAGCUAUCACUGGACGUCGAACAGGCUAUUCGUAGCAGUUCAAUCAUGUCCAAAGCUCCAGUCGUGAAAUAUCUAAACAAAUCUCAUGGUAGUCUUGCACCAUUUGCUGGUGUUUACUGUUAUAAGGUUUGGGUAUCUGAUGAACCACCAAACAGAUCUCGCCAUUACGCUUAUCAAGUUAUUACAACAAAUUCAAUACAAAAAGUUUAUGUCACGUCUAUGCGUGUGUGGCCGAUAACGUUUUCUUUUCGACCACCAGUGACUCCUAUGAAUUUUUGGAUUCGAAUUACACCACUGUUUUCGUAUGCAGAAAAGUGUGGUGAAGUCGUUCAAAGGUGCAAAAAGCACGAGAUUCAAACAUCUGGUACCUACAUAUCGAAGGGAAAAUCAUUUGUUGAAAUUCUUGGGGAAAGUUCGGAGUAUGUGUUGGGCAGCCCCCUCUCAAAUUGCCCUCGUGACCAAAUUACCGUCCGUACACCUAUUGAUGUGCUCCAUCUCCUUCACUCCAAGUCAGAAGCUCCAUCUAACACCGCCGAUUCGGAUAUCUCAUUAUUACCAGAAGUGAGGGGGGUUUUGUAUUGUAGACUAAGCUGUUACAACAGUUGUUUUGGUCUAACAGCUCGAGGUGAAAUUGAGUUAGUUAUUACCCUUGAAGCAAAGAAUGAUGAAUCAGUUAAUCAAGAGAAUUUCACAAUCUUUGGCCUUGACAAAAUACGUGUUCGUUGUUGUUCUUGUCCGACGAGAGAUGCAAAAUCUGAUCACAAGCUUUCAUCCAAUAUUUUAGGAUCGUGUUCCACCGGCAUAAGUUCUAGAAGGUUAUCACUUAGUUUAUCUGACCAUUCAAAUAUUCGAAUAAAUACUGGAAUUUCAAGUGCACGAAAUAGUUGUCCCAGUAAAAUACAAAGAGUUGAAAACGAAGACUGUCAAGAGUCAUACUCAUCUAUUAUUUUUAACAGUAAAAAAUAUUUCAUUACCAUGACUGAUGAUCCGGAAGUAAAGUCAGCGAACACCACACUGAGGGAUUUAUCAGCUUUAACAUCUGAAAAAUGGACAUGUUCUCAUUCUCGAAAUCGCGCACUGAAACGUAUUAAAAAGUUUUAUCGGAAUUUGGAAAGUUAUGUUACUGACUGUACCGUUAAAGAGUUAUCUAGAAAAGGAAAUGAUUACAUUCCACCCCAGGGAUCUCAAGAUAGUACAAGUUCAACUUCAUCUACAGCUGAUAAGUGUGUUGGUACGGAUAACUUGUAAAUGGAACAUAUGAUACAGGGUGGAACUUGUCUCUUUCAUCCGGUGAUGACUUACUCGCCACAACUAUGACAAUUAGUAUUAUUCUUGCACACUAUUUUUUCUAAAACUUAUUUUGUAUAGGUGACUUGUGAUUUCAUUUUGUUCUUUUUGUCAUUUUAUUAUUGGAAAUAGUAUUAUUAUAGUUAUCAGUAGUACAAAAAAUACCACAAAAUAAAUCAGUGAAUUGUUAAAUUUCAUCUGCUCUUUUGUAAAAUAGUUUAUAAGUUUUCAGUAACAUAAUGUGAUCUGUACUAUAUUGUUUACUUGGUACCGCUGAAAUUCGUUUAAACUCAUUUUGUCUUGAUUGUCUUUGUUACUUUAAAGUGAGUAGGAUUUAUGAUUGAAUAAAAGUUGUUUUUUAGAUUCAA